CGAUGAGAAGCUCCCAUCUGUCUAUCCCAACAAGCCCAGAGAAGCAUCGGCGGCAGCAGCUGAUGGGGGAAGCGUUUUAUUUUUACUUUUAAAGGGACCGAAACCGAAUUUUAACCUGCUCGGAACUGCCGCGUCGCCGCCCUUACUUCCAAAGGAGCUUGAAGGGGACGGGGAAAAUGGGGAGAUCCGCGGAGAAAGUCAGAUAUUAAAGGGGAGAAGGAUCCAGAAAAGGCUUAUUUUUCUGUGUCUACGGCUCCUUCGUAGCGCAGCUUGCUGCUCCCCUCUUCCUCGGCCCUGCUUGGAGGAGGAGGUUUUCACGGCAACGGGGACCUCCGCUUAUACAGUACACAGAAAUAAAAUUAAAAUUAUAAAAACUUGGCUACGUUCACCCUGCUGGGCCGUGCUUUGCUAUGGGGGGCACCGGAGGUCGACCAUGAGAGGAGAUGUGGGACGGCUCAUCACACAGCUGAACUGACUAUCCGCCGGCGAUGAGAGGCACCGCAGGCAGGACACCGGCAGUCACCGGGAUGUACUUGCAUCAUUAGAGAUGAGCAUGCUCAGAGCCAGUCGAGAGCAGCCUUGCCCCCUUGGGCACCGCCCUCCCCUGUGACGGGAAGGGUCCCCUAACCCCACCCCCCCAACCCUACCCACGGAAGUAUAAGCCAUGCGCUUGUGCAAAGGGCUGCCUCCCUGACCUGCUCUAUGUAGGGCCCAAACCACUGUCCCACUGUGCCCUCCAACCUCAGCUCAGGUCCCUCCCCCUCCCAGUGACACCAACACCAUGAUGGAGAUUCUCGUCAGAGCUUGAAGGAGAGCCGAGGCCUGGACCCGGCCCGUGCCUCCUCACCCCUUCCCCUUCACCCACCUCCGAUUCCGUAGCAGACGGUUCUGAGUGCCAGGUUGUGGCGCACGGCCUCCCGCCCCUCUUCCAAUGACCCAGGAUGGCAGGUAGCCUGUGGACACUCGUGGACGUGUGAUAUCUCCCAAGGAACCUGUACCAUGAAUGGAGGAAAAGAGCGUUAUGGAGCGGACCGGGAAGGACCGCCCUUCGCCGUGCAGGUGCCCAUUGGUUGGCGCCGGGAGGCGGGGCCUGGCAGAGUGGUGUACAUAAGUCCCAGUGGCUCCAUGCUUUCUUGCCUGGAGCAGGUAAGGACUUACCUGCUGACUGAUGGCACCUGCAAGUGUGGCCUGGAAUGUCCCCUCAUCCUGCCCAAGGUGUUCAACUUUGAUCCCAGAGCAGCCGUCAGGCAGAGGACGGCGGAGGAUGCGAAGGUUGAUGAAGACGUCACCAAACUCUGCAUCCACAAGAGGAAGAUCAUCGCCGUGGCAACACUGCACAAGAGCAUGGAGACUCCGAAUCCCUCUCUCGGAUCGGUUCUGCACAGUCCGAGGGGGGUCACAGACACCACGCUGCCAGCUGUCACUCGCUCGUCGACUCCCCGAGCAAUAAGAAGCAAACUUCACGACAGGCCGCCCAACUCCCUGGCUGCUGACUGCCAGAACCCCUUCAAGUCCCUAAUUCCGGGACAGCGGCCAUACCAGCAGGACUUGGGCAUGGCAACGCAGACUGACCCAUUCGCCGGGCGGCCCCGGCUGAGGCUGGGCAGCGGUGAGCAGGACCGAAGGUCCCCGUACCGUGCCGUGCACGGCGGCUUGCUGAGUCCCGGGUCCUCAGGCUCGUUAGUCUAUGGCGAUGGCUCCCCAUCCCCCAGGACUGACCCUCUGGGGAGCCCAGACGCCUUUGUCAGAGCCACGCCUAACGCUCUGCUCCAUGGCUCCCCUGUCUCUCAGCCAUCGUGCGUCAUGGCAGGAAGAGCUAGCGUGCCCCUCUCUCCCACCCUCGCUGCCAAAAGCCCCAUCAUGAAGAAGCCCCCAUGCAGCUUUGCCCCGGGCAUGGAUGCCUCCCGCACCGGAUUUCACCACAAGCCGCCGCCACCACAUCCCCUGCCACCCUUGCCACCCCCACCCUGUGUCCUGCAGAAGAAGCAGGUAACCUCCGAGAAGGACCCCCUUGGCAUCCUGGACCCCAUACCUAGCAAACCACUCACCCAGGGCCCCUUGGUGAUGAAUCCACCUGGCUUCCAACCCAGUGUCCACUCUCAGGUACCAGUGAUGAAUGUAAACAUCCCCCCGGCCAUUGUUCCGUUGCCGAGCAACCUCCCCUUGCCGACGGUCAAGCCCGCACCUGUCAGCCAUGGCGGACACCCGCCAAGACUUCAGCAUGCUGCCCCAACAUCGGUGUCCUCUCCCCCAGUCACCUCACCGGUACACUUGGCGCCCUCCACCAUGUGUCGAGUAGAGGCCUCACCCCAGAGGUCUCGCUCCUCCUCCUCCUCCUCUGAACAUGGGAGCUUCACCUUGCCACCAGGGGGCGCCCAAGCAACCUGCGGUGGCUUUAAAGCCCCUCCCAGAUCCCCCAGGUCCUCCAUGGGUUCACCACGGCCUUCCAUGCCUUCUAGUCCCUCCACAAAGCCCGAUACGCACCACCUAUACAAGGAGCAGAUGCCAGUGGGCAUGAAUAGCGCCCUCAGCAGUCAGCAUGGUGCUUUGUUCCCGCCAGCCUCAGGCAGCGGCAUGCCCCAGAAAACCCACCCCGGGCUGCUGGGCAUGCCCUUCAACCAGCUCCUCAAUCAUAACGCCGCCUCCUUCCCAGCCAGCAGCCUCCUGUCAGCAGCAGCCAAAGCACAGCUAGCCAAUCAAAACAAACUGACGGGCGGAGUCGGCAGCGGCGCUAACGGGGUUCGCCCAGCAAGCGCGGACAGUCACGGUCCCUUGCCCCAAGCGUUCCCACCGAGCGUCACAGCAGCAGCCGCCAGCGAGGGUCAGAGUGGCCGAGCUGCGCUGCGGGACAAGCUCAUGGCCCAGCAGAAGGAUUCGUUGAGGAAGCGCAAGCAGCCCGAGGCAGAGCCCACAGCCCCCAUGGGGCCCCCAGAGCAUGCCAGAAAGGUGGCACGGCACGCUGGCCUUCACCCAGGCACCUCCAUGGCACAGCUACUCCAGUCCAUGAGCUGCCAGAGCUCCCUGAGUGCCGGGAACAGUGUGGCAGGCCAGCUGCACUUUGGGGAACCCAGCCUGCAGGGCCCGCAGAUACCGCUGCGGCUCCACGCCACCGGAGAAGGGCAGCUCUGCACUGGCAUGGACGGCAGGCCUAUGCAUGGGCGGGCCCACGGUCUCCAGGGUCCGUUACCGGGGCUGCCUAGCCAGGUCCAGGGUUCAGCGAUGGCGGGCUGUGGGCCACGAGCUCUAGGCAGCCGUCUUCUGAGCCCAUCAGGGAGCCACCUGUCGCUGGCUCACUCCAAUCCCCACCUGCAGCAACACCACCAACACCAGAUCCAGACGCACGGCCACCAUCACUCCAGGGAACAGACUGCUGCAUCUGCAGUCAAUGGGGAAGUCUGCAUGCAGUCCAUCUCGGAGCAAGGCAGCGACUUGCUGAACUGUGGCCUAGGUAACCAGCACCUGGGUGGUCUACAGACACUCGUCCUUAACGGACUCGCGCACCCCCAGCCUAACAGGGUUCCGCAGGGGGCACAAAGGGGCCCGGCAUUCCAGGGCCCGCACCCAUUUCCAGAAAGUCCCGUUUCUGUCAGUACCCCUUCCAACCCCAUGGCCUGCCUCUUCCAGAGCUUCCAGACGGGUAUGGCAGAGAGCCUUUCGAUGCCCAACAGGCAGAUGAGCACUCGCUCUGACAUGAUGUCACUUCCUGAGCACCCAGUGACGCCACCGUUUCCGCCACCAUUCCUGGAGGGCCCCUGUGCACCCCAUUCCGAGGGGGACCGGGGUGAGUCUGUGGAUUCCAUCUACAGGACUGUGGCAGAGUCGGCGAGCAAGGGCAUGCCGGCGGAUGUCAUGGCCCAGGCCAGCCCCGCCUCCGCCCCCGCCCCGAGCACCAUGAGUGCCUUCACCGCCUCCACCAGGGAGCCUGUUGGCCUCCCUCAUGCUCUCAGUUCUGUUGCCCAUGGCCAGCGCAUGUCUUGCCAGGAGACAGGGACGCAGCCCCGCCCCCACAGGGGGUGCCAGCCCUGCAGGGACUCUGAGCGUGUCAAGGACAAUCCCGAGGGCACAGAAGACCAUAAUCGCUUCUGCUCCCCAGGACGAGGUGCCCCCCGGGGGCAAUGGGAGCAUGAUGCCACACCAUGCUCGGAUGGCCCUCCCCCAUGGCACGGCGAUGAGUACCUCGAGUGCUCCGCCCGUGUCCGGGACAGCCCUCGCCCUGAGCCCCCCCACGACCGCAGUACCCAGCCCGAGGACAGUCCCCACUUCCGCAGCUGCCAGCGAGCCGCAGCCAACUUCAGGGAGCGGCUGGAGCAGACAGUGGAGCGCUGCAGCCAGCUGAAUGGCGGCUUGCCGCUGCCUUGCGGCUACAAGGACGUGCUGGGCCAUCCCAGGCCAGAGCUGCUGGCCGACGACGGGUCCCCAGGCUCCUCCACCAGCCUGGAGGGCCCACUUGCCAAGGACUAUGUACUCUAUAACGGCUACCACAACGGCUGCGCACCCAGUCCUUCCGACACCAAGAGUCUGAGCAGUGAGGAGGAGCUGCGGAACCCUGACUCGCCCUGCUCCAGUGAGCUCCUGCACUACCGGCCCCGCAUGUUCAACGUGGGUGAUCUGCUGUGGGGCCAGAUCAAGGGCUUUCCCCCAUGGGCCGGCAAGCUGGGCACGACCGAGCAGACGCACCACCCUGGGGUGCAGGACAGCCGGCAGGGAAAGGUGGAACCAGAGAAACUGAAGACACUAACAGAGGACCUGGAAGCGCUCAGCAGGGCCGCGAAGAGGAACGGGAAGGGCCCCUGGCAACAUGUCUCCUUUCCCGACAGAGGUGGGAAGCUAAAUGAUCAUCUAGAGGCUGCUAUACAGGAGGCGAUGAGUGGGCUGGACAGCAUGACGGGAAGUGUCCACCAGAUGCCACCACGAGACAGACAGGUCAAGCCACCCAAACUCAAACGGAGGAAGAUCUCCAGAUAACACUGAAUGUUAGCCAUCGGUCCAGUGCCCAACCAUGGAACUGUGUACAUACAAUGUCUUAACAUUUCAGUGACACCCACCGACCCCACCCCAUCCCCAGGUGCUAUGGUCAAGCAGUGGUACAGUAUGUCUCCUCCCUUUCUGCCUCAACACACAGACUGACCAUGAAGGUGCUGGAUUAGCCAAUCAGAGACUGUACAGCGGCAGAUGCAAUUCGCCUGCAGCGUGCUGAAGAACUUUUUUUUUUUUCUAGAAUACUGAAAAAACUAAAUGGAAAAAGAACACGCAUACAUAUGAAAAAAUUCAGUCCAAAUAUUUCUGAUACAUUUUCAAUAUGUACAUAGACAAUUCAGAAAUCUCAUGGUGAUAUUUAGAAAAGCUGUAUAUAUUGUAUUAUAUUGUCAUGUACAAGUAUACCUGAUGCACAUUAUCUUUUAUUGUACAAAAAAAACAGAAAAUGUGUGCAAAACUCUGGUUUUUAUUCAGUACAGUCAAUACAACUUAGAGUGUUUCCAGGAUUAUUAUUAAUAAUAAUAAUAAUAAUAAAAUGCAGCCUAAACCUUUCCUAUGAUCACGUGGAAGCCUGCUGUUUUGUACUGGAUAGCAGGAUUUCUGGUGUGGUUUAUGUAAUCCCUGGAUAAUGAUGUACACUUCACGCCUGAAAAGUGGCCCUGUACAUUUGUCUGAACAGAAUGAACUUUACCAGCCAGAAGUACUUCUAGCUGCCCGUGGAAAGGAGCAGGACAGCACCAGAGUGACACACUAGCUCCUUCUAGCCUGGUCAAUAGCCUGUUGUUGAAGUGAGUUCAGGCCCUUUCUGUUACUCCUUACUGAUCACAGAUUCACUGCUAUUGGUAUCAUGGGGAAGAUUUAUAUGAAAGUCCUUGGUUUUUAAUCCGUUGUUCAUCCAUUAAUAGUAAAUCAGCAGUUUUCCUUUAAUAUUAUUGAUGAUGCAACCCCGCAGGAGGACAUUUGAGUAAAUAUGAGAGUUGUGUGAGUAAAGCAAGUAAACAAAGAAAUGGCAUGACUGAAGUCUGACAAAGGGAAAUAGUAACUCAAGGAAAACCCGGGUAUGCAUCUGUCUGGCUACUGCACUGCAAUAUGCAUUUGCUACACUAUAUAAAGCGUGCUGGGAAUGGUCUAGUUUAUCAAGGAAACAUCAAGACACACAGGUCACUUUGUCCUUCCCCUUUAACACUCCAGCUGCAGUUUAUCCAAAUAAACCACAGAGUCUUUGUGACCUGAAAUCGACUGCCAGAGACUGGACUACUCUCUACUUUGGUUUUUAUUUUUUCAAACAGCGGGCUUAAUCUGUGUUCUUUCUUUUACAUUAUUAAUGUAUACCAUAUUUAUUUGAAGUCAAAAUAAUAGUUGGCAAUAAUACUAAAGUUGUAAACUGACGCGCCUUAGUGUGUACAUAUUAUAUAUUUUUUUCUUGUACAGGAGGGACAGAAUAUUAGCGUUAGUAGUUAACAACAUAUAAAUAUAUUUUUUUAUUUAAUAAAUGUUUGUGUGUGUUUUUGUGUUUGUGUGUAUACACACAGUACCUGCAUCGUUGCUUUUAGUCUGUGUUACAUGGCUAGGUUGUGUACUGGGUAAUUUAAUAGAGUACAGAUGACUCAGGAAGACAGUGCUAUUUCUUAGGGUACAGACUUCUGCAAGUAGACACUACUUAUUUUUAUAAGCACCACACUGAGAAGAUUUGAUUAGUUUUUGUUUAAUUGAUUAGGAUAUGACAGUUCAGAUGCAAUAAUCAGGUGGGAGGGCUUAAGCAGAAUGGUCCCUGCUGGCAGCAUUAGGUGGCUGUCCAUUGAAGAUUCAUGUAGGCUUCCUUCUACAGUGUUUGUUGUGUUUUCCAACUCCUCCCUGGAGGGUGGUCACUCCUCUUACUUCAUUGAAGAUAAACCAUCCCCCAAAGCGCAAAGAGCGCAGGACAGCUACUGGUCUGGGAUGCUGUUUCCUGUGUCCAUCGGUGUUGGGAUUGCCUUUUUAGGGGACAGGAGCUGUGGGAGACACCAAUAAUUCACUGAAUGGACCAGCACCACCUGCUUUAUAACUGUGCAUGGAGGGACCACGUCAAGCUUCUCAAACAGAUGGAUCCAUACCUAGUUCAGUAUUUAUGCACACGAGGGGCUGGAUAGCAUGUUGCCAUAGUUACAGAUUGCUUGUUUAUUAUGCCGUAAGUGUGUCUAAUUGUCCACUUGUAUUUUAACAGGCAGACCUGUUCGUGCUCAUGCAUGGUCACAUUUUUACAGUGUUUUACCCAGGAAUCAUUAGUCCAAAGCUUUGCUUUUAAUUUUUAACCAUCGAAAAUGGAUGAAAUAGCCUCCUUGUCCAAUGAGGUUCACAGUCAUGCAGUGCUUUGAAUUAUGUAUCACAUGAUGCAUUGAAAGCCUGUGUAAAAGUCAUAUGACUGAUGCCAGGAAAGAGAGACAUCAGCCCCAUUGGUAAAGUUCAUUCUGCCUCUUGUGCAAUGGCUUGGAGAUCACAACUGAAUCCCACAUGUCAGAUCUGUCAUUCAAUGUUCCACUGUUUUCAUUGUCUAAACCUUGAUGUGUUCCCUUUCAAAAUAUAUUUUUAUAUAUAUUUUCCCCUGAGUUGUUCUCCUAUUGUUUUGUGGUUUUUCUUUGAUAGUGUGCCUGUGAGUGUUUAUAUAUAGUAUUUGCACCCCCCACCCUUAAAAACUGUAUUUAGUAUGACCAAAACAUUUUUGUUUUAUAUAAUUGUGUCAACACUUGAAUUUGUAAAGUAUAUUUAAGCACUUGAGUUUGUUUUUGCAGAUAGUGUUGGCGUGGGUGCUAGAAAUAUAUAUUUUUUUGGAAGAUGAUCAUUGGUUUUAAUUUCUGUUUUAUGUAAGCAGAAUUGUAAUGUAAAUACAUGUGAGAAAUGCAGUCGGUGCACCAAUGUAACAGUUUCAGCAACGUUACACCACGUUAAAAUUUCAAUAUGGUCAUUCAUACUUAAAACUUUGUUGGCAUAUCUUGGUUUAUAUUGCUCGUUAUAAAUAUUUAAAGGAGAUUAUUUGCAUUUCAGAACUACUCUUUUUUUUUUUUUAUCUUUCUAAGGCAGGAGUAGUUUUAGUUUAGAAAGCUAUAUUUUAAAAUACAGAUGAUCAAAGAUGGCCACAUUUGUCUAAAAUCUUGGUGUGCUGUGUUUAGCAUUUCCAAAGGGAUUUACAAAAGGUAUACAUUGCAUUCAGUUGCAAUAAAAUGAUGCUGUACUGAGUA
Paramormyrops kingsleyae is the source of this 8192-nucleotide messenger RNA. Its product is annotated as methyl-CpG-binding domain protein 5. The record is from RefSeq and is a predicted model, not a curated record. Gene Ontology annotation, molecular function: DNA binding; chromatin binding. Gene Ontology annotation, cellular component: chromocenter; nucleus. NCBI's taxonomy places the organism in Eukaryota, Metazoa, Chordata, Actinopteri, Osteoglossiformes, Mormyridae.